This is a messenger RNA of Cicer arietinum (chickpea), 1429 nucleotides long. RefSeq names its product ras-related protein Rab11D. Gene Ontology annotation, molecular function: GTPase activity; GTP binding. NCBI's taxonomy places the organism in Eukaryota, Viridiplantae, Streptophyta, Magnoliopsida, Fabales, Fabaceae. The record is from RefSeq and is a predicted model, not a curated record.
GCGUUUUUCAUUUAAUAGUGUCAUCGCAUAAAAAAGAAAUAAGAGUUAGAAGAAAGCAUAAAGUGCGGCGAGAAGAGGGGUGCAAAAAAAAAAAAAAAAGGAGAAAGAUCUGGCAAUAAUCUAUCUACACGAUCCCCACAAAUCCAGGCUGCAUCAAUUUUCGUAACAAACAAACGCACCCUUCACUUUGUCUACUUUCUACUAUUUCCUUUUACAGUAAAAAACCCUCAACGCAAUUUCAAUUCACUAAAAUCCAAAAUUCCCUCCUUCUUCCUUGCUUCCGUUACAUAGCAACAUCGAAUCCAAUUCCUCAUAAUCAUGGCUGGGUACAGAGCAGAUGAUGAGUACGAUUACUUGUUCAAACUUGUUCUGAUUGGCGAUUCCGGUGUUGGUAAAUCCAAUUUGCUUUCUAGGUUCACUAGGAAUGAGUUCAAUUUGGAAUCUAAAUCCACCAUAGGUGUUGAGUUUGCUACCAAGAGUUUGACUAUUGAUUCCAAAGUUAUCAAGGCUCAGAUUUGGGAUACUGCUGGUCAGGAAAGGUACCGUGCCAUUACUAGUGCCUACUAUCGAGGAGCUGUUGGUGCCUUACUUGUUUAUGAUGUCACACGGCGGGCUACAUUUGAGAACGCUGCCAGGUGGUUGAAAGAGUUGAGAGAUCACACAGACCCCAACAUCGUGGUUAUGCUUAUUGGAAAUAAGUCGGAUCUCCGACACCUUGUUGCUGUCACAACAGAAGAUGGAAAAUCUUUUGCAGAGAGGGAGUCUCUCUACUUCAUGGAGACUUCUGCUUUGGAAGCAACCAAUGUAGAAAAUGCAUUCACUGAGGUUCUUUCUCAGAUAUACCGCAUACUAAGCAAGAAAGCAGUCGAGGCUGGCGAAAGUGGAAGCUCCUCAGCAGUCCCAUCUAAAGGACAGACAAUAAAUGUGAAAGAGGAUUCUUCAGUUUUGAAGAGAUUUGGAUGCUGCUCAAACUAGAUGCUUUGUGUAUGGAAGUUGGUUUGGGUAACGUGUGUCGUCUUGUAAAUGCCUACACGUGAACCUGGAUUUCAACUUGUAGAAAAAGGCCAGUCUUACAUAUAUUGUUUUGGAUAAUGUUUUAAAGCAUCAUCAUUUGCAGGACUUCUUGUUGUUCUUAUAACGGUGUUUCUAAAGUUGUACUUGAAACAAAUAGGACUACCCAAAUUCAUACAGGUCAAGUUUCAUUUGGAGGAUUUUGAUAUUUGCUUUGGUGCAGCAAAUAACAGUUUGAAAUCCUUGUGUUUAGUUUAGUUACAUUGUUAAGACUAUAUCUAGUUAUGAAACUAAGCCCAAUGAUUAACGUGGUCGAGAUAUUGAAUCAAUGAAUCAUUGGUCAAUCAACAAAUUAUUUGUCGAACUGUAUGAAAUAACUAAAAUAAUAUAUAAAUAUUUGUACAAAAUUAUUAGUAUA